UUUUAUUAUUAAUUUUAACUUCGAUAACUGACUACACUUAUAGAUUGUCAUUCGAAACGGUAAAGCUUAUGUUCUCAAUGUUUUUAUAUUUAAUUUCUUAUUUUAAACGUUUUCGUGUUACAAAUAACAAUAUUGAUCAUUCCUGGAAAUAAGUGCCAAUAUUUUAAUUGCCUCAAAACAACAAUACAGUUUCCCAACCUAAGUAUGUUUCGAUUUCCCAAAGAUGAAGUCAGAAGUGAAGUAGGGUACUGAACUAUGGAAAUAUUAAUCUACUGUCGCUUUCGAAAGAAAAAUUGUAUAGUAAAUAUCUUUGUCAGGAACAUUUUAGUCCAGAUGAUUUUAUGAAUCAAAAUAAGAAAAAAUUAAAGCCAACAGCUGUUCCUUACGAAUAUCAUUCGGAAAAACAAUCGUCUACAUCAGCAGGUAACUUAUCUUCAGUUGAAAUUGCAGAAUCAGAUAAAUUAACAUUAUUGACUCCAACUAAAACGUAUGUAAAAUUUAGAAGUGAUGCAGUAGAAUUAAUAUUGCCUAGUCUUUCAUCAAUAACAUCCACGUCACAAAAAAAUAAAAUAUCCAGAUUAAUUGAUAUGUCAAGAACUAAUUGUGAAGAAACGCAAGAAACAGAUGACUAUAAUAUAAUAAUCAAUCCAGUAAUUAAUGUACCUAUAUCAUCUUUAGAUAAUGAAAUAAAUGAAACGGAUUCUAGUUGUAGUGAUACUGAAUAA
This is a messenger RNA of Sipha flava (yellow sugarcane aphid), 725 nucleotides long. RefSeq lists its product as uncharacterized. Lineage: Eukaryota; Metazoa; Arthropoda; Insecta; Hemiptera; Aphididae. The transcript has 4 exons. The coding region runs from base 342 to 725 and encodes 127 amino acids. The record is from RefSeq and is a predicted model, not a curated record.